Molecule: messenger RNA, 1888 nt
Organism: Hippopotamus amphibius kiboko
Lineage: Eukaryota; Metazoa; Chordata; Mammalia; Artiodactyla; Hippopotamidae
Gene: ZNF444
Product: zinc finger protein 444
Exons: 5
Coding region: 333-1313 (326 amino acids)
Biological process (GO): regulation of transcription by RNA polymerase II
Molecular function (GO): DNA-binding transcription factor activity, RNA polymerase II-specific; RNA polymerase II cis-regulatory region sequence-specific DNA binding
Source: RefSeq, a predicted model, not a curated record
UGUAGUUCUGGGUGAGGCCGGCGGAGCAGUUGGGGGGAUCGGACCCUGGGUGUCUGUGAGUGCUGAGGGGAGGGGAGCGGAUGAGUUUGGCGCAAAGCCUGCCGGGGCAUGGAGUCCCGGUGAGCUCUGUGCGCAUGUGCGAGGCGGCGAGGGGGCUUGGGGGGCCUCGCCCGCGAGAGUGAGCCGUGUCGCCAGCACCUCGCCAGGCAACAGUCGUGGUAAAGGUUAACCCUGGCCGAAGGCUUGCUUAGCGCAGCCCGGUACUGUUCUCAACAUCUUUGUUUUCCUUACAUCUUGGAUUGUCACCGCCACUCUUGGGCGCCGCCGUCCCCAUGGAGGCCCCGGGCGCCCAGCCCGUGAAGCAGGAGUGCCGGGCCGCCGAGGGCCUGAGCCUGGACUCGCCGUGGCACCGCUUCCGCCACUUCCACUUGGGCGACGCCCCGGGCCCCCGCGAGGCGCUGGGCCUGCUGCGCGCCCUGUGCCGCGACUGGCUGCGGCCCGAGGUGCACACCAAGGAGCAGAUGCUGGAGCUGCUGGUGCUGGAGCAGUUCCUGAGCGCGCUGCCCGCCGACCUGCAGGCCUGGGUGUGCAGCCGGCGGCCCCAGAGCGGGGAGGAGGCCGUGGCGCUGCUGGAGGAGCUCUGGGGACCAGCUGUGAGGGCGCCUCGGGAUGCGGCAGAAGGCUCAAAGGUCAGCGUGGGAAAGGAAGACGGUGGGGUGACGCCCUCAGGAGACGCGGCCCCCGGGUCUGAGGAACCGGCGACUGGGGACGCCCAGGCCGCGCGCCCCUACAAGCAGGAGCCCGGCAGCCCCCCGCCGGCCCCUCCGGCCCCGCCGGCGCCCGGUCUGCCCGCCUUCCUGGCGGCCCCGGGCUCCGCGUCCUGCCCCGAGUGCGGCAAGGCCUCGCUGAAGCCGGCGCACCUGCUGCGCCACCGGCAGAGCCACUCGGGCGAGAAGCCGCACGCCUGCCCCGAGUGCGGCAAGGCCUUCCGGCGCAAGGAGCACCUGCGGCGCCACCGCGGCACGCACCCCGGCGGCCCGGGCCCGGCGCUGCGCCCGCUGCCCGCCCGCGAGAAGCCGCACGCCUGCUGCGAGUGCGGCAAGACCUUCUACUGGCGCGAGCACCUGGUGCGCCACCGCAAGACGCACUCGGGCGCGCGGCCCUUCGCCUGCUGGGAGUGCGGCAAGGGCUUCGGGCGCCGUGAGCACGUGCUGCGCCACCAGCGCAUCCACGGGCGCGCGGCGGGCGCGGGCGGGGCGGCGGCGCCGGGCCCCGAGGGCGGGGGCCCCUUCCCGCCCUGGCCGCUGGGGUAGCCGCGCACCGGCCCCUCUGCCCCGUCUGUCUCCGCUGUCGGCUUCUCCUCCGUCCGGACUUCCCGGUCCCGCAGCGCUCUCUGUUCCUUCCCAGUUCUCACUGUGUGUCCCAAACCUCGCUUUCUGGUUCAGAUCUCACCCCGUCCUCGUUCUCUCAGCCUCUCCCGCCUGUAGAAGGAGCCCCCAAAUCCUCCCCUUCCUCCUUCCGCUCUGGGGUGGGGAGCAGGGCGGGCCGGGAGCCCGGAAGAGGAGCAGCAGGUGGGGCCCCUGGUCGAGAGAGGGCUGGAGGAAGGGGACUGGGUCUUGUCCCCAGGAGACCCCCAAGACGGAUUUGGGGACGGUUCCAACAGGACGGACCUGGGUUCUGGCAGUGGGCUCCCUGGUCUGGCUCGUCUCUCUGCGACCCAGGAAGGCAUGGGAUGGACAGAGAUGCCUGCCCGCGGGACGCACGUGGGAGACGACAGUUCACCAGCAUCUGGAGAGUAAUAAAGUACUGCUGAGUUGUGCAGCCGCCGAGUGCCCUGCGUCAGUGCUGGGGGCCGCCUUCCCUGAGCUGCCCGGAGGGGGAGAAGCAC